Populus nigra (black poplar) is the source of this 1852-nucleotide messenger RNA. Its product is annotated as thioredoxin-like fold domain-containing protein MRL7, chloroplastic. The transcript is spliced from 5 exons. Lineage: Eukaryota; Viridiplantae; Streptophyta; Magnoliopsida; Malpighiales; Salicaceae. The coding region runs from base 121 to 1173 and encodes 350 amino acids. Gene Ontology annotation, cellular component: chloroplast stroma. The record is from RefSeq and is a predicted model, not a curated record. Gene Ontology annotation, biological process: regulation of DNA-templated transcription; chloroplast organization.
CAAAAUGGAGUCAUAAAAACCAUCGUGUGGUGCCUGGUCGGAAGGAAACGAGGGGUUUUAGGUUUCUGCUCACUGUCUCCGACAUUAUCCUUCCCAUUCAAUCUCUUCUGUCGGAGAAAAAUGUCUCUCCUUCAAACGAUGGCCGUGCCGAAGCCCGUUUCGCAUCUUCGUUCAAUAAACGAUGAACCUAAUUUUGCCCGCUUUCCGGCAAUUUCUCAUCAAAAUGCUUUACACUAUGAGCACAACUCAAGACGUUUUCCUUGCCUUUCUGUUUCAAAGAAAUCUGACCCUGAAUCCAGUUCUAACCCCAAAAUGAAUUCUAGAGGAAGAACUCGCCGACCGAAAAACGAAGAUGGUGGAAAGGAAGGCGGGGAAAUUUUCCCAACCACAAUUCCAAGGAAGCCAAAACGUGGCCGAAGGAGUGAAGCAGUUGCGGUUGAGGACUUCGUGCGUGAUUCGCUGGAACGAACAUUUGCAUCAAUUAGGCAGCAGAACCCGGAUGUUUUAGAGGAAAUAAUGAAGGAUAAAGUUAAUGAAAAUAUAGAUUCUGAAACGAGUGAUGAUGAUGAUGAAGACGAUGCGGAGGAGGAGGAAGGUGGUGGUGAGGAUGGUAAAGGGAAAGGAAAGAAAAAGAAGAUGGUGGUUGAGGAGGAAAGUCGAGAUUGGCCAUUGGAUGCUGAUGUGGGGUGGGGAGUUAGGGCGUCUGAAUAUUUUGAGAAGCAUCCAAUAAAGAAUGUUGUAGGAGAAGAUGGGUUUGAGAUUGACUGGGAAGGAGAGAUGGAGGAUAACUGGGUGAAUGAGAUUAACUGCCUAGACUGGGAGAGAUUUGCCUUCCAUCCAAGUCCAUUGAUUGUUCUUGUAUUUGAGAGAUACAGCAGGGCAACUGAUAAUUGGAAGACUUUGAAAGAGCUAGAAAAGGCAGCCAAGGUGUAUAGGGGUGCCAAGGAUCGAUUGCCUCCUCGGACAGUGAAGAUAGACAUCAAUAUUGAGAGAGAUUUGGCAUAUGCUCUUAAAGUUAAAGAUUGCCCUCAGAUUUUGUUUUUACGUGGAAACAAGAUCUUGUAUAGGGAGAAAGAGUUUCGAACUGCAAAUGAGUUGGUCCAGAUGAUCGCACAUUUCUACUACAAUGCUAAGAAACCUUCAUGUGUUAACAAUGCAAAUUUAUGCCCUUAAAUUUUGGCUAUAAUUCUCAAGAUAAAACAUGAAGAAGGAAGCAGUAGAAUGACUCACCUUAUAUGUUUCUUGCCGGUACCUGUCACUUUUGCUCUGGAAUCCCAGCAACCUGACCUGACUAUGGUUUAAUCAGGUUGGAUCCUAACCUCAGUGUCCUUGAUAUGCUGUAUUUGAUGAUUGGAUGAGGGAAUUGUGAUUGAAUCAUGGAUAAACUAUAAAAUUAUAAGGGAAAGUAAGUGUAUUUGUCAUCAAGACACAUUCUUAUAAUGGCUAAUCAGGUAUUAAACAAUUAUUGUUAAUAGAACACAUUACAUAUUUUGCAAUUUUAUUUAAAUGCUUCUUCUUGUCAAAGCAGAAAUUCUUCUGGUUUCUCACCAGAAAAGGCUAGAUAUAUUCCAAAUGUGGCAGAUUUGUCAAAGAAUUAGAGACAACUGAACCAUACAUGUUGGAACAAGUCAGAUUGUCGAGUUUGAUAUUCAAGAAUCUGAAGCCAUACUGUAAUGCUGUUGUGAUAAGCUUUGUAUCUAUGGAUUGGGUUUACGUGGAGAGUAUUUUUGGAGUAUUAAUUAAUUCUAACUCUGCUUCUAGUUCUUCUUCUAUUUUUGAGUACUUCUGCCGAGUAUUGAUGUAAUCUGAACUUUCUUUUCAACCGAAAGAUGGCAUGCUUUUUUGUUGACAA